AUGCGAGUGUUGCUGUUCAACUUUCUUUCUUUCUCUCUUUCUUUCUCUCUGCCUUUUUGCUUUCUUCUUUUUUUGCUAGUUUUCUUUCCUUCUUUCUUUCUUUCUGCUUUUUGCUUUCUUUCCUUCUUUCUUUCUGCUUUCUUUCUUUUUUACUCAUUUUCUUUCUUUAUAUUAUUUUUAUUUUUCUAUCUUUUUAGCUUUCUAGUAUUCUUCUCAUUCACUCUCUUUCACUUUUAUUCUUCUCAUUCCCUCUCUUUUAUCCUUCUCAUUCACUCUCUUCCUCUUUUAUCCUUCUCAUUCCCUCUCUUCCUCUUUUAUCCUUCUCAUUCCCUCUCUUCCUCUUUUAUCCUUCUCAUUCCCUCUCUUCCUCUUUUAUUCUUCUCAUUCCCUCUCUGCCUCUUUUAUUCUUCUCAUUCACUCUCUUCCUUUUUUUAUUCUUCUAAUUUACUCUCUUCCUCUUUUAUCCUUCUCAUUCCCUCUCUUCCUCUUUUAUCCUUCUCAUUCUCUCUCUUCCUCUUCUAUCCUUCUCAUUCACUCUCUUCCUCUUUUAUUCUUCUUAUUCACUCUCUUCCUUUUUUUAUUCUUCUAAUUUACUCUCUUCCUCUUUUAUCCUUCUCAUUCCCUCUCUUCCUCUUUUAUUCUUCUCAUUCCCUCUCUUCCUCAUUUAUUCUUCUCAUUCACUCUCUUCCUUUUUUUAUUCUUCUAAUUUACUCUCUUCCUCUUUUAUCUUUCUCAUUCCCUCUCUUCCUCUUUUAUCCAUCUCAUUCACUCUCUUCCUCUUUUAUUCUUCUUAUUCACUCUCUUCCUCUUUUAUUCUUCUCAUUCACUCUCUUCCUCUUUUAUUCUUCUCAUUCCUCUCUUCCUCUUUUAUUCUUCUCAUUCCCUCUCUUCCUCUUUUAUCCUUCUCAUUCCCUCUCUUCCUCUUUUAUCCUUCUCAUUCCCUCUCUUCCUCUUUUAUCCUUCUCAUUCCCUCUCUUCCUCUUUUAUCCUUCUCAUUCCCUCUCUUCCUCUUUUAUCCUUCUCAUUCACUCUCUUCCUCUUUUAUCCUUCUCAUUCACUCUCUUCCUCUUUUAUCCUUCUCAUUCACUCUCUUCCUCUUUUAUCCUUCUCAUUCACUCUCUUCCUCUUUUAUUCUUCUUAUUCACUCUCUUCCUCUUUUAUUCUUCUCAUUCCCUCUCUUCCUCUUUUAUUCUUCUCAUUCCCUCUCUUCUUCUUUUAUCCUUCUCAUUCUCUCUCUUCCUCUUUUAUCCUUCUCAUUCCCUCUCUUCCUCUUUUAUCCUUCUCAUUCCCUCUCUUCCUCUUUUAUUCUUCUCAUCAUUCUUCCUCUUUUUCUUUUUAUUCACUUCUUCCUUUUUUUUUCUUCUAUUCCUCUCUUCCUUUUUAUUCUUCUUAUUCACUCUCUUCCUCUUUUAUUCUUCUCAUUCCCUCUCUUCCUCUUUUAUUCUUCUCAUUCACUCUCUUCCUCUUUUAUUCUUCUUAUUCACUCUCUUCCUCUUUUAUUCUUCUUAUUCACUCUCUUCCUCUUUUAUUCUUCUUAUUCACUCUCUUCCUCUUUUAUUCUUCUCAUUCCCUCUCUUCCUCUUUUAUCCUUCUCAUUCACUCUCUUCCUCUUUUAUUCUUCUUAUUCACUCUCUUUCUCUUUUAUUCUUCUCAUUCACCCUUCAUUUUUUAAAUUUUUUCUUUCUUCCUCCCACAUUUCCUUUCAUUCUCUAUCACACCUUUUCUGCUUCGCUUUCUUUUUCUAUUCCAUGUUCUCUGUAG
Molecule: messenger RNA, 1761 nt
Organism: Acanthosepion pharaonis
Lineage: Eukaryota; Metazoa; Mollusca; Cephalopoda; Sepiida; Sepiidae
Source: the annotation of a GenBank genome assembly